AUGGACGGACUUAUGAAUACGAGAGGCGCCAGAAUAAAACUUAGACUGACAUCUACCGGAGACCUCCUCGGGGAGCUGUAUGAUAGGUUCAUUGCGAGGAUUCAAGAGCUCGACGAUGCCGAACAGGACUUUGCCAAAGAAACUUUGGCGUGGCUUCUCCUCGUGAAGAGACCUAUGCGAGAAGCUGAGAUGCGACACAUCCUUCAAAGAGAUCAAAACACCUCCCUGUCGGAUGCAGAUGAUGCUCCGGACUACGAACAAGUUUUGGAGCUGUGCGAGGAUUUCAAUAUUCUAGUUGACGUCAGGGGCGGCAAUUGCCUUGACGUGCACCCUCCGGCUUCGGAUUAUCUCCUGCGAACCCUGAAUUCCUGGUGUCCGGAUGCCAAUAUGAGGGUUGCUAAACGGUGUCUGGUAUAUCUUAUCUUGGAAGACUUCAAGAAUGGCCCUUGUAAGACGGAUGUCGAGUUUGAGUCAAGGUUGGAACACCAUGCUUUGUAUGAGUAUACGGCACAGCACUGGGCGGAGCAUCUCCAUGGUUUGCAAAAUUUGCCGAUGGAUCUCGUCCGCCUGUUUCUGUUGGAUGAAGAAAAAAUCGCCUCAGCAACCCAGGUCAUAUCAGUACUACACCAGAAGCCACUGGGACCAGGCUAUAGUCAGAAAUUUGAUCCCCCUGGAAGCGGCUUUCAUGUCGCAGCGCGACUGGGAUUGACAUCUGUUUUAGCUUCUCUGCUUGGAGAAGAGCAACAGUGGCUAGCUAUGGUGGAUACAAAAGGGCGAACCCCACUAUGGUGCGCGAUCGAGAACGACCAACAGGAGACUAUGGAAUUCCUAAGUCGUAUCGAUCGAACAACGUUUACGCUGCUACUGGAUAAGGCGCAAACAUCAUUGGCUAAUACCUUGCUCCGGGUUGCUGCAACAAGAAUCAAAGAUCUGCAUUCAAAUACUGCUUUACACAUCGGUGUCAUGCGCCAAGAUUUGGAGAUCAUGCGACUCUCGCUCAAUUUUGGCGUUGAUGUCGAUGCGAAAGGUGUGAAUGGCUACUCGGCCAUUGGGUUGGCCAUUAAACAAGCCCGCAAAUCUGGACAAGUCGAUGCCAUACAUCUGUUACUUGAACACUCUGCAAGUACGGCACAACUUCGCGUCUCGGAUUGGGAAGAGGCAUUUGAGGAAGCUUAUCCAGUCUCUGGGUUAUUCAGUCAAAAUAUAAUUGAGCUCUCAGAAUAUGAAACAGGAGGAACGAAAAUUGGGUUUUUCUCAUCGCACAACUUCGACUUGGUCGAUCAUCCAGUACCGCCCGCUGCGAGAAGACUGCUGUAA
Messenger RNA from Alternaria postmessia, 1317 nucleotides. RefSeq lists its product as uncharacterized. The transcript has a single exon. The coding region runs from base 1 to 1317 and encodes 438 amino acids. Gene Ontology annotation, molecular function: protein binding. The record is from RefSeq and is a predicted model, not a curated record. Lineage: Eukaryota; Fungi; Ascomycota; Dothideomycetes; Pleosporales; Pleosporaceae.